Molecule: messenger RNA, 510 nt
Organism: Lindgomyces ingoldianus
Lineage: Eukaryota; Fungi; Ascomycota; Dothideomycetes; Pleosporales; Lindgomycetaceae
Exons: 1
Source: RefSeq, a predicted model, not a curated record
AAACUCCCACCACUCCUGCGCCUCCCUGUCGAACUCCACAAAGACAUCCUCGACAUCCUCAAACUCGCCCCAACGGCCACGCAAAGUAUCCUAUGUCUGCGUCUCGUGAACCGCUACUUUUACACCCUAGUCCCAGCCCCAUCACAUGCAAUGCUGCUGACCGCGGAGCGCGAAGUCUGGGCCUGCAGGCUUUGCCUCUAUGCCUGUCGUUACUGUCUCCGUCUCCGAAAAGGCGGAAAUUUCGCGGAUGCUAUGCUAAAAGGACGUACGGGGCUGAAUGGUAAAGAACCUGCGAAACGAUUUUGUGUGGAUUGUGGGCUGCAUCCGAGGCCUGGGGAGACGCGGUAUUCGCCGGGUGCGGAGAUUGUGGUGAAGGGGGAGCGGAGAGUUUGGUGUAAGAUCUGCUCGCAGGUUAAGAAGGGGGCGGAUGCGAUUGGAUGCACGGGGGUUUGUGGGGCAUGCCAUGGAAGAAAUGGGUGCCGGUGUCAGGGGGAGGGUAGGUUGCAGGGG